Molecule: messenger RNA, 522 nt
Organism: Penicillium olsonii
Lineage: Eukaryota; Fungi; Ascomycota; Eurotiomycetes; Eurotiales; Aspergillaceae
Source: the annotation of a GenBank genome assembly
AUGACGGGUCUCAACCCGGACACCGACCAGAUCCUCCAGAUCUGCUGUUUCAUCACAGACGCGCAGCUCAACAUCCUCGAGCCCAAGGGAUUCGAAACAGUCAUCCAUGUCCCAGACUCCACGCUCGCAGGCAUGAAUCAGUGGUGCAUCGACACUCACGGGCGCACGGGCCUCACCGCCGCCGUGCGCGCCUCGACCACCUCCCCCUCCACCGCCGCAGACCAACUCCUCGCCUACAUCCGCCAGCACGUCCCUGCCCCGCGCACUGCCCUGCUGGCGGGCAACAGCGUGCAUGCCGAUAAGGCAUUCCUUGCAUGUGCACCGUAUGCCAAAGUUCUGGACUAUCUGCACUAUCGUAUCUUGGAUGUGAGUUCCUUCAAGGAGGCGGCUCGGAGGUGGGGGAGUGAGGAGCUGUUGCAGCAGGUGCCUCCGAAGCGAGAAGUGCACCUGGCUCGCGAUGAUAUCUUGGAAAGUAUUGAGGAAAUCCGAUUUUACAAGGAGAAGCUCUUUGUGGAGCUAUAA